CAAGAGCUCCCAGCCGGAGGGCCGCUGGAGUCUUGCAGCGACGGCGAGGGACGCGCUCCGCUCGUUUAUCGAACCCUGCGUGUUACUUCAGCGUCUGCUGCCCCCCGCAGGCCGCGAAACGCACCGAGAGCUCCCAGUCCUCGCCGCCCGAUCUUGCAGCAGCUCGCGCCAUCCGCGUCUUGCCGCUCUGCACGGC
Molecule: messenger RNA, 196 nt
Organism: Prorocentrum cordatum
Lineage: Eukaryota; Dinophyceae; Prorocentrales; Prorocentraceae
Source: the annotation of a GenBank genome assembly